Molecule: messenger RNA, 738 nt
Organism: Aureobasidium namibiae CBS 147.97
Lineage: Eukaryota; Fungi; Ascomycota; Dothideomycetes; Dothideales; Saccotheciaceae
Product: NAD(P)-binding protein
Exons: 1
Coding region: 1-738 (245 amino acids)
Source: RefSeq, a predicted model, not a curated record
AUGUCCAAAGCCUUCGCAAUCAUCGCAGGCGUAGGCCCCGGCACCGGCGCCUCCGUCGCCCGCAAAUUCGCCCUCACCUACCCGGUAGCCCUCCUCGCCCGCAACCCAGACAACUACACCACCCUGGUCGACGAAAUCAACAAGUCAGGCGGCCACGCAAUCGGCAUAUCCACAGACGUCUCCUCCGCCUCCAGCAUCUCUUCCGCCAUCGUCCAGAUCAAGGAAAAAUACGGCGAUAAAUGCGCAGCAGCCAUCUUCAAUGCCAGUGGGCCUUUUGCUAGAAAACCACUGUUGGAGUUGACGGAGAAGGAGUUUACCGGUGGGUACGAGGUUAGCUGUAAAGGGGCUUUCUUGUUUUCGCAGCAAGUGUUGCCGUUGCUUCUCGCACAUACCUCCGACGCUGCUGCAAAGUAUCCAGCAACACUCAUCUUCACCGGCGCGACCGCGAGUGUCAAAUCCAAUGCGUUGAUGUCAGCCUUCAGCACUGGCAAAUACGCAAUGCGCGCGUUGAGUCAGAGCAUCGCGAGGGAAUUUGCACCGCAAGGAGUGCAUGUAGCUCACGCGAUCAUCGAUGGUGUGAUUGAUAUCCCGAGAACCAAGGCGUGGCUAAAGGAUAUGCCGCCAGAGGCGAAGAUUGAGGCUGAUGCUAUUGCAGAGGCGUAUUGGAACUUGCAUACGCAGAGCAAGAGGUGUUUUACUAAUGAGAUUGAUAUCAGACCCAUGUUGGAAAAGUGGUAG